Bubalus bubalis (water buffalo) is the source of this 1226-nucleotide messenger RNA. Its product is annotated as vomeronasal type-2 receptor 1-like. Gene Ontology annotation, biological process: G protein-coupled receptor signaling pathway. Gene Ontology annotation, molecular function: G protein-coupled receptor activity; olfactory receptor activity. The record is from RefSeq and is a predicted model, not a curated record. Gene Ontology annotation, cellular component: membrane. Lineage: Eukaryota; Metazoa; Chordata; Mammalia; Artiodactyla; Bovidae.
AUAUAUAUAUUCUCUAUAAAAAAUCUCAUUGAGUCCUGUAUGAGGCCUUUGGUUCUUCUGGGCAAUUCACAGCUGAUGGGGACAACUGGAUUUCUUUGCAGUCAGUCCUCUGUUCUUUGUCCAUUAGGUCAAAGGGAGUGUGAUCAAUGUGGUGAAGACUACUGGUCCAAUCCACAAAAGAGUGAGUGUGUGCUGAAAGAAGUGGAAUUCCUUGCUUAUGAUGAGGCCCUGGGAUUCAGGCUUGUCAUUCUUUCCAUCUUUGGGGCACUUGUAGUCUUGGCCGUCACAACUGUGUAUGUGAUACACAGAUAUACUCCGCUGGUGAUGGGUAAUGGCCGGGAGUUGAGCUUUCUUAUUCAGGUUUCUCUUGUCAUCACACUGCUGUCUUCCAUGCUUUUUAUUGGCAAGCCCUACAACUGGUCUUGCACGGCCUGUCAGAUCACUCUGGUACUGGGGUUUUCUCUCUGCCUGUCUUGCAUUCCUGGUAAGACUAUUUCACUGUUUUCAGCCUACAGAAUUUCCAAAUCCAAAACUCGACUUAUAUCCAUCCACCCUCUUUAUUGGAAAAUCAUUGUGCUAACCUCUGUUCUAGUUGAAAUCGGCAUAUGCAUAGCCUAUUUAGUAUUGAACCCCCCAAGGGUGUACAAGAACAUGGAAUCUCAAAAUAUAAAGAUUAUUCUGGAAUGUAAUGAAGGUUCUAUAGAACUUUUGUGCUCUAUGUUUGGGAUGGAUGUCUUCUUGGCCUUACCGGGCUUUCUCACAACUUUUGUGGCACGCCAGUUGCCACAGGAUAAUUACUAUGAAGGAAAACGCAUCACCUUUGGAAUGCUGGUCGUUUUUAUCAUCUGGAUCUCUGUUGUCCCUGCUUACUUGAGCACCAAAGGCAAGUUUAAAGUAGCUGUGGAAACAUUUGCAAUCUUGGCAUCCAGCUAUGGUUUAUUGGGUUGUACAUUUGCUCCCAAGUGCUUCAUUAUUUUGCAGCCAAAGAGGAACAUGGAUGAAAUUGUUGGUGGAAGAGUCCCUUCUCUCCAUAAGAGCAUCCAGCUGACUUCAGCCCUCUGUGAGAAGCAAGUCAACAGUACCACGGUGUCAGCUGUUCUGGACGACUAGAGUCAUGCAUGUGUUGCUCAGAGUGGCAAUGGUGACGUGGUUCAACAUUCCCUUUUCAGGUGGCUCCCCUAGCAGCCACCUAAUGCUCUGGGGUAACUCUAAGGAUUUGGGUUCUG